Messenger RNA from Brassica rapa (field mustard), 4883 nucleotides. RefSeq lists its product as uncharacterized. The record is from RefSeq and is a predicted model, not a curated record. NCBI's taxonomy places the organism in Eukaryota, Viridiplantae, Streptophyta, Magnoliopsida, Brassicales, Brassicaceae.
UAACUAUACUUUUUAAUUUCAACAAUGUGCAAUAAGGCUAUCUAUCUCUCGUAACUAUACUUUAAAAACUCAACAAUGUGCAAUAAGGCUAUCUAUCCCUCAAAUUCUUUGCAUUAAGCCACCAACAAACUAUACAACAGAACUAUAUAAAAGCUGUUAAAACUCACCAACUUUCCAUUUGGUAAUUACAGUAUGGGAUGAGAUUUCACUUCAUGAUGAUAAUAGCUUUUGAUGCUUCGAUUAUUAUGUCUGAACAAAAUAGUCAAUACAUAUUCAUUUUUGAGUAAUUAGACAAUGACAGUAGAUUCAAAGAGGACGGAUCCCUCUCGCUCUUGUAGUAAAACUUGAAGUUUUAAUGAGUGAAAAUUGUGUUCCAAAAAUAAAAAAGAAUAACAAUAGAUGUUUUGUUGUUCAACCGAAAAAUAUUCGUGAUUAAAAGUACAAAAUAGUAGUAUAACAUUACUUGUUGAUAAGAAAAGUAUAAAACAUUACUUCUCUAGCAAUAUCCAAAAUUUCUCAAGUUUUCAAGGAAAAAGUGUGUACUUUUAUUAAAAUAUAACUUCUUGGUACAAUAAACGAAAGAUUGAGAAAAUAUGUUAGUCAAGUUGGUGUUUUGGCAACAAAUUUUAGCAAAAAAAAAAAAAAAGUUGGUGUUUUGUUAAUAAUUCAUUUUGGAGUUCUUAUGCUUAACUGUCUCGACCACCGUACUAUAUAUAUCAUGAUCAAUCUUAUUAAACUAAAUGAUUGAAAAUGAUAGAUUGAGACUUUGAAUUGGUGUCGCUGAAAAUUCUUUGCUUACAUCAUUCUCUAAUGUGUCGGUCUUCAACUUAAAUUAUUCAACAGAAAUGCAAGCAAAAAGGCCUCAUAAUCUAACACUAUUAAAAGGAGAAUAACAAGCCUCCUGAACUAUGCCACCUAGGAUCAGAAAAUCAUCCAAUCAGACCACUCUUUUUUGACAUGUCAUAAUGGUUUUCAUAUGGGCUCUAUUGACACUUUCGUAUUGGUUCUAUUCAGACUAUCAUUAGGCCCAUUCCUGACAAAUCUGUUUCUUCUAGCGUCUAUAGUCUCUCCACCCCCACCCCCUCGACUCUUCCACUUCAUCUUUCUCCAAACGUCUGCCUUUUCUCUAUUACCUUCUCAAUCAAUAACGCUGUUAAAGCUAUUCUUCAAUUGUGUGAUCCAUCUCUCCUUGAUACUUCUCUUAUAUAAAGCUCUAUCUCUUAACCUAAAUCCAUCCUAAAUCAAAAAACCUCAUCUGCAAAAACUACACCCAUGGUUUGAUACUAACGUAAUCUCACCCAAAUCUCAUCGCUCUCCUCACUUAUUUUCUAACUUUUUAUAUUUAGCUUUCAAAACACAUGUGACUAGAACCGUAGCCAUUCAGUUAACCGAGCUAACCAGCUUUGUCCAGGUACAGACACGAAUCCAAACCUCCAAAACCUAGGAAGAUGAAGAAUGACUUACCCAGAAUUUAGAUCGUCUGUUAGACAAAAAUUGCAGUAAGCUCUUUUCUCGGAUCUUACAAUUGUUACAUUGAUAUUUUCUCACCGUUUGCAAUUCUCUCACAAUUACCCAGAUUGUUAUCAAUGUGAGGUCCUUUUAUAAAUCACGAUUCAAUUGAGUACGUGUGCAGCGUGUUACUAGAGCAAGAAGGAGAGCAACAGAGCAAGCGCCAGUGUAAGUGACAGGCUGAUCAAGAUGGACAGCCCCGUAAACUUCAUCCUUUCAUUACUCACAGUUGUAAAAACCCUUACAACUUUCUUUGAGAAGAAUGGUGAACUCCUCGCUCCUUCUUUCUGAUUUCAAGGUUGGGCGUUUAAGCAACUUUUUGAUUACCAUCGUGUUCAGCCAUCAAAUUUUGUGUUUGUUAAUGACAAAUUCUGAUAUUUGGAGGUUCCAGUUAAGAAAAAUAUUAAAAACUCCCAAAGAGGCUUGCUAUGGUGUCUUGAGAUUCGUCAUGGAGAGUGGAGCUAGGAGUUCGUGUUCCGUGUUGAGCUUGCUGUGGAUAACGGCAAAGAUACCGGCUAUGUUUGGUGUCUUUGAUAAGGAGAUGACAAAGCUUACCAACAAAGAAUUUGUUGUCCUUGCGCUUAAAGAGCUACCAAACGGUGGAGAGGAUGAGCUACUUCCCUUGAAGAGCUUACUGGCAAGGAGUGUGUUUCAGAUCCGUGUGACACUUUAUAACUUCACACCCAACCACCGUACCUUCAGUGUCUCGACCAUCACUGAAGAUCUCAUCAUUGACAACCAGGCCGACGUUUGUAAUCUUGCUGGUGAAUCUUUAGUUUUCCCAGCUUUUAUGUAUACAUCACUUUCAGAGGCUGCUGAGAACAUUCUUCCAAGCAGUGAAGGUGCCAGAGGAUUAACUGCAUCAUCUUCGGGCGUGGCGGUUGUGGGAAAGAAGGUAUGAAUGGAAUGUAGCGCAGCAAAUCAACAUAUUAGCCUGCAAGUAUUGAAAACACCCGCAAGCGCCACCAUAAUGAUAGGAAAUUAUUAUUCAUAUCAUCCCGUCAACCUCUGUUUCAGUGAGUAGUUUUUUAAAUUGCUAUCAUCUUUGUUUCUCAUUUAAAUUUUUUUUUUUUGCCCCUGCAAGGUUUAUCUCUUAUGUAGUUUUCUUUGUCUUUUGAAUUACUAAUGAAGCGUUAUUAACGGGUUUUCAUAAUUCAACAUAUUCUUAAUUCAUUUAAUUCGAACAUGUUCACUAACAAAUACAAAACUUGACCAUUACUAUAUUUUCAAGCGAGCUUUAUUUUAACAAGAUAGUGAAAAUGGUACGUAUGCAUCCUCAUAAGAUCACAUUUACGGAAAAAAAACCUUGUGCAUUUUAAAAGACUGGAUACUUGAUGCCCAUAUAUAUCGCUAUUUUAGAGUAAUGUAUCUUUAAUUGUUUCCUCUCACAAUCCAACUCGAAAAAUAAAAUAUAAACAUUCAUGAAAAUCACAAUUAAUAAUUAUUGAAUGAUAACUAAUAUUUUUGAAAAAUAUUGAACAUAAACAACAAAAUAUAACCUAAUAAAUUUGCUAGAAUUACCCCCCCCACCCCCCCCCCCCCAAAUAAUUGAAUGGCAUAAAUUACAUAUGUAAAGCUAUUGUAUCUAAUAAAAUAUCCACAAUUUAGUCAGCUUCUUUUUCAAUGAGUAAAUAGAUACAAUAUUGUAAAUCAAAACCUAUAGAUUAUUGACAUCUUUAAAAAUAUACAAAGUACAUUAGCAGAUACAGGAAAACGAAUGGGAGUACAUGUUAUAACCAUUUUAAAACUUAGAAAUAUACACAUUUAAAACAUGCCGCCAACGAAUUACAAUUAUUAGAAGGAUACAACGUCAAAAAAUGUGACAAAAAGUUUUAAGCAAAUAACAUCAAUCCCCUAGAUUAUAUUUGCGAAUUGAUUUUGCCAUAUGUCAAUUCUACAAUCAAUUUCACAAAACAAAUAUGACAUGGCUAUUGAAAUUGAUGACAUGUCUUAUAGCUUAAUAUGACAUGGACAAUUGCAUUGCAUUUAAUGUUAAUUUAUAUUUUUGGUAAACUUUUUAAAAUAUGAUAAUAUCUCAUAUAUUACAUUUAAUGUCAAUUUAUAUUUUUGAAUUUUUUUUAGAAUAUGGGAAUAACUCAUAAAUCAUCAUUAAAAUAAAUAUAUUCAAAUAUGGCAUUAUAAAUUUCGAAAUAUAAUUUAAUUACAUAUGUAAAGCUAUUGUAUCUAAUAAAAUAUCCACAAUUUAGUCAGCUUCUUUUUCAAUGAGUAAAUAGAUACAAUAUUGUAAAUCAAAACCUAUAGAUUAUUGACAUCUUUAAAAAUAUACAAAGUACAUUAGCAGAUACAGGAAAACGAAUGGGAGUACAUGUUAUAACCAUUUUAAAACUUAGAAAUAUACACAUUUAAAACAUGCCGCCAACGAAUUACAAUUAUUAGAAGGAUACAACGUCAAAAAAUGUGACAAAAAGUUUUAAGCAAAUAACAUCAAUCCCCUAGAUUAUAUUUGCGAAUUGAUUUUGCCAUAUGUCAAUUCUACAAUCAAUUUCACAAAACAAAUAUGACAUGGCUAUUGAAAUUGAUGACAUGUCUUAUAGCUUAAUAUGACAUGGACAAUUGCAUUGCAUUUAAUGUUAAUUUAUAUUUUUGGUAAACUUUUUAAAAUAUGAUAAUAUCUCAUAUAUUACAUUUAAUGUCAAUUUAUAUUUUUGAAUUUUUUUUUAGAAUAUGGGAAUAACUCAUAAAUCAUCAUUAAAAUAAAUAUAUUCAAAUAUGGCAUUAUAAAUUUCGAAAUAUAAUUUAAUUAUAUAUUUUUAAAUUAUAAAAUUUUAUUACUAAAAUUUUCAAAAAUUAUUAGAAGGAUACAACGUCAAAAAAUGUGACAAAAAGUUUUAAGCAAAUAACAUCAAUCCCCUAGAUUAUAUUUGCGAAUUGAUUUUGCCAUAUGUCAAUUCUACAAUCAAUUUCACAAAACAAAUAUGACAUGGCUAUUGAAAUUGAUGACAUGUCUUAUAGCUUAAUAUGACAUGGACAAUUGCAUUGCAUUUAAUGUUAAUUUAUAUUUUUGGUAAACUUUUUAAAAUAUGAUAAUAUCUCAUAUAUUACAUUUAAUGUCAAUUUAUAUUUUUGAAUUUUUUUUUAGAAUAUGGGAAUAACUCAUAAAUCAUCAUUAAAAUAAAUAUAUUCAAAUAUGGCAUUAUAAAUUUCGAAAUAUAAUUUAAUUACAUAUGUAAAGCUAUUGUAUCUAAUAAAAUAUCCACAAUUUAGUCAGCUUCUUUUUCAAUGAGUAAAUAGAUACAAUAUUGUAAAUCAAAACCUAUAGAUUAUUGACAUCUUUAAAAAUAUACAAAGUACAUUAGCAGAUACAGGAAAACGAAUGGGAGUACAUGUUAUAACCAUUUUAAAACUUAGAAAUA